This is a messenger RNA of Hylaeus volcanicus, 779 nucleotides long. RefSeq lists its product as uncharacterized. NCBI's taxonomy places the organism in Eukaryota, Metazoa, Arthropoda, Insecta, Hymenoptera, Colletidae. Bases 12 to 779 code for a protein of 255 amino acids. The transcript has 3 exons. The record is from RefSeq and is a predicted model, not a curated record.
CAUUUGCCUAGAUGUCCGUCGCCUGGAAGUCAAAUGCUUGGCGUGGCCAGGCAAGAUUACGUAAUACAGCCCAAUAUUGGCAAAAACCGAGAAAUUAUUCAAAUUGUAUGAUAUACCAUUAUGGACCAGCUACAUGGUUCCUCACGCUCAGUCCAGCUGAGUGGCUAUGGUCAGAUUUAAUAGAAUAUCUUCGUGAAGUAAACGGGCCAUCGAUGGCUAAAAUGUCGCCGAACGAACUCAUUGCUUCUGAUCCCGUUUCAACUGCUCGAUUUAUAGAUAAUAAAUUCCACGCUGUGCUGGACUUCAUUUGUUCGCCCGACAAUCCGAUUGGGAAGGUCACUCAUUACUUUUGGCGCAGAAAAUAUCAAAGCCGGGGAUUACAACAUUUUCAUCUUUUAAUUUGGAUUGAAGAUGCUCCUAUAAUCGACAAAUCCUCGAAGGAAGAAGUAGCAGCAUUCAUUAUGAAAUACGUCACUUGCAGAUUGCCGUCACCGCAUGUGUCGCCAGAAUUAUAUAGGCGUCUUAUUACACAUCAAAUCCAUAAAUUUACAGAGACUAUGACAAUAAGGGAUGUAGCUGUUUCUAUAGGUGCUAGAAAACAAUUGAAAGCAAAAGGUAGAUUCUAUGAUCUUCCACGUUCGAUAAAAGAAGUCCGUAUCAAUGAUUUUAAUCCUUCUGUUCUCAUGGUUUGGAUAGGUAACAUGGAUAUACAAUAUAUUGGGGAAAAGACGACCCGCCUAACGGUGGGCCUCUGUAAUACGUGUUUUUCAUUUUAUUGA